Messenger RNA from Trichobilharzia regenti, 794 nucleotides. Lineage: Eukaryota; Metazoa; Platyhelminthes; Trematoda; Strigeidida; Schistosomatidae. The record is from the annotation of a GenBank genome assembly.
AAACAACCAAUCAGAAGCCUGCGUUUGUCUACCUAAACAACCAAUCAGAUGACUGCGCUUGUCUAUAAUAAUGUAGUUGAAAGAUGUAUAAAUACGUGUUGAUUUUCAUAAUAAAACGAUCUGUUGCCAGCCCUUGUCUUCUGUUGUUACAUUUGGUGUCGCUGCCUACCGACAAAUGAAAAGCCUAUACCCUGCAGUUUUUGAUGGAGACAUAUGGAUCUUCGGGCAGGACUUCAAGGCUUCUGCGCAGUUGAGUGGCGUUCAAGAUCUGUCAGCGAUGGAGCUGCUACUUGAGACGCUGCUGGGAGGUCGGGCGAAAGCAGCAUAUGAAGGUGUGGGCCGAAGUAUGGACGAAUGUUCGACAGGGUCAGGCAAACAGUUUCCAAAGUGGGAAGGACCAUAUAUGGUCACGUCGAGAUGGGGUUACGCAGACACAGUCGCAAUGGCGAACAAUGAGAGGCGCGUGAACGUCAGCGAGCUCCAGAAAUGGAUACAGCGAGACAAGCCAACGAUGACGCCUGCGCCAAGUAGAUCAAGCCGACUUCAGUCGCACGUAUUUGACGGGGGGACGAGUGUGGUGAGAGCAGGCUGCUAGCCGAUUGGUUGGCACUAAUCUACGUUAAGGUCUAGGUCACUAAUAUGGGCCGUGAGAAAAUAUGAACAAGCCUGAGUAAACAACCAAUCAGAAGCCUGCGUUUGUCUACCUAAACAACCAAUCAGAUGACUGCGCUUGUCUAUAAUAAUGUAGUUGAAAGAUGUAUAAAUACGUGUUGAUUUUCAUAAUAAAACGAUCU